GGGCACAGAUCUUGAGCGUUUUAAUAUGAACUCCCUGCUCUGGGGGCUCUGGCGGUCCCUGUUUCUGAUCUGCGUGUGGUUCACACCUCGGAUCUGCUCGUCAUGGUGGUAUAUGGGUGCCCUUGGAACCCAAGUGAUUUGCGACAAUAUCCCAGGCUUAGUGAGCAGACAGCGACAACUUUGUCAUAAACAUCCCGAUACAAUGCAAUCAAUUGGAGAUGGCGCCAAAGAGUGGAUUGCAGAAUGUCAGCAUCAAUUCCGCCAUCACCGCUGGAAUUGCAACACCUUGGAUCGAGAUCACACGCUUUUUGGUAGAGUCAUACUUCGAAGUAGCAGAGAAGUCGCCUUUGUUUAUGCCAUCUCCUCUGCUGGAGUUGUGUUUGCCAUAACAAGAGCCUGUAGUCAGGGAGAACUUAGCUCUUGUUCCUGUGAUCCUCAGAAGAAAGGCAGAUCCAAGGACAACAAAGGAACUUUCGACUGGGGAGGAUGCAGUGAUAAUAUUGACUAUGGUAUUAGUUUUGCGAAAGCAUUUGUGGAUGCCAAGGAAAAGAAAGGAAAGGAUGCCAGAGCACUGAUGAACCUGCAUAAUAAUCGGGCUGGUAGAAAGGCUGUAAAACGCUUCCUGAAACUUGAAUGCAAAUGCCAUGGAGUUAGUGGAUCAUGUACUUUGCGAACUUGCUGGCUUGCCAUGGCAGACUUUCAAAAAACUGGUGACUACCUGCGGAGGAAAUACAAUGGAGCUAUCCAGGUGAUCAUGAACCAAGAUGGGACUGGUUUCACUGUAGCAAACAAGAACUUUAAAAAGCCAACAAAGAAUGACCUAGUAUAUUUUGAGAAUUCACCAGAUUAUUGUGUCAUGGACAGAGAAGCAGGUUCUUUGGGUACAGCAGGCAGAGUGUGUAACAGGACCUCUCGAGGAAUGGAUGGAUGUGAAGUGAUGUGUUGUGGACGGGGCUAUGACACAUCCCGUGUCAUGCAAGUGACAAAAUGUGAAUGUAAAUUUCAUUGGUGUUGUGUGGUCCGCUGUAAGGAAUGCCAUGAAAUGACAGAUGUGCACACUUGCAAAGCUCCUAAGAAUGCUGAUUGGCUUGAUCAUACAUGAACAGCAAGGGGCAGUUCGGACAUGGACCAUGGGACAGUCAACACUCUUACCUUUUAUCUCAUCAUUGACUAAGGCAAAACCAUCUUCAAUUUUAUUUUUCUUCUGCAUUUAGA
This is a messenger RNA of Stegostoma tigrinum, 1215 nucleotides long. It is a transcript of the gene wnt2, whose product is annotated as wingless-type MMTV integration site family member 2. The transcript has 5 exons. Gene Ontology annotation, cellular component: extracellular region. Gene Ontology annotation, molecular function: cytokine activity; frizzled binding. Lineage: Eukaryota; Metazoa; Chordata; Chondrichthyes; Orectolobiformes; Stegostomatidae. Bases 26 to 1102 code for a protein of 358 amino acids. Gene Ontology annotation, biological process: canonical Wnt signaling pathway; neuron differentiation; cell fate commitment. The record is from RefSeq and is a predicted model, not a curated record.